CCAUGGUGACAUCAGAGAGCAUUGUGUAUCUGCCUGCUGCUCUUCCUACACUCCAGCACCUAAAUUGUUGAAUUCACUUGCCGCUUCUGGCACAAAAUACGGAUUAGCAAAACCACGCCCCCUCCUCGCGCGUUCCCUUUCUGUCAGAGAGGCGGGGCCAGAGCUCUCAGUCUCCGGGUUCCCGAGCGAUUCGCUCUGCUCUGAGAAGACGGGUACGCGCAAUUUUGCGCGCUCUUUCCACGGGCUUGAACCCCUCCUCCUCUGAGCCGUGACCCCUCCCAGCAGCGGGUCGUGCUGAGCCUCAGGAGGCGGGGGCGCGCACGAACCCGUGCCGGCGUCUGAAUGAGAGAGAAGAGAAACAGCCAGAACAACGGCCCGGAGCUCCCGGGAACGGCGCUGACACAGAUAUCGCGGACAGCAGGCUGAAACGACACCGGCCAGGAUGCCCCAUCCGUGGAGAUGAGAUGACUGUCACAUUAGAGCGCACACUGAGGAAGGGGUGAGCACUGAUGGUGCGGGAAGGAUGGACUUUAUCAACGGCCAGUCGAGCAAUACUGCUCUAACAACUACUGCGUCAGAGAAAAGCAGCAGCUCGGAGUCCUUAAGUGAUAAAGGCUCAUCUGAGCUCAAGAAAAGCUUUGAUGCUGUCGUGUUUGAUGUCCUCAUGGUUACUCCAGAAGAAUAUGCUGGUCAGAUAACACUAAUGGAUGUUCCUGUUUUUAAAGCAAUUCAGCCAGAGGAGUUAUCAAGUUGUGGUUGGAAUAAGAAGGAGAAAUACAGUUCUGCACCAAAUGCCGUGGCUUUCACAAGACGUUUUAAUCAAGUGAGUUUUUGGGUGGUCAGAGAGAUCCUUCACGCACAAACGUUAAAAAUCCGGGCUGAAGUUUUGAGUCAUUACAUUAAAACUGCCAAGAAACUGUAUGAGUUGAACAACCUGCAUGCGUUAAUGGCCGUCGUAUCUGGACUGCAGAGUGCUCCCAUCUUCAGACUUACCAAGACGUGGGCUCUUUUGAGUCGCAAGGAUAAGACCACGUUUGAGAAACUGGAGUAUGUAGUCAGUAAAGAAGACAAUUAUAAAAGGCUCAGAGACUACAUCAAUAGCUUGAAGAUGACUCCUUGUAUUCCUUACCUAGGUAUUUACCUCUCUGACCUCACGUACAUAGACUCGGCGUAUCCUUCCACCGGCAGCAUCUUGGAAAAUGAGCAGAGAUCGAACUUGAUGAACAACAUUCUGAGGAUAAUCUCUGACCUGCAGCAGUCUUGCGAAUAUGAGAUCCCUAUCCUGCCCCAUGUACAGAAAUACCUGAACUCUGUGCGGUACAUUGAGGAGCUUCAGAAGUUCGUAGAGGAUGAUAAUUACAAAUUAUCUUUAAAAAUAGAACCUGGAACCAGCACUCCUCGUUCUGCUCCUUCUAAGGAAGACUUAGAAGGUCCAGGUCCAGAGGUAGGAGCCUCACCUCAAAGUUCCAGAAAAACCAUUCCAGUGGAAGGAGUAUUACUGCCACCAACACCACCUUCUCCACGGAACCUGAUCCCACACGGACACCGCAAGUGUCAUAGUCUGGGAUACAACUUCAUCCAUAAAAUGAAUACAGUAGAGUUUAAAAGUGCCACCUUCCCCAAUGCUGGACCCCGGCAUCUUCUAGACGACAGUGUUAUGGAGCCCCACACACCUUCACGAGGGCAGGCAGAAAGCUCUACUCUUUCCAGCGGAAUAUCCAUAGGGAGCAGCGAUGGGUCAGAGCUCAGUGAAGACAUGUCAUGGCCAGCUUUUGAAAGGAACAGACUAUACCAUUCUCUGGGUCCGAUGACAAGAGGGGCAUGGAAUGGAUACCGAGGGCCAGUGCAGGCCAGCAGGACCCCUCGUGUUCUGCAUUCUAUACGCAGGCUCAAAAUGUCAUCUUUAACUCGGAGCUGCGUUCAGCUGCGCAGUUCCAGUUCUGCGGACUCUACAGAGCUGGCCGUGCAUUUAUAUCCCGGAGCGGUGGCUAUACAAGGGGUGCUGCGCCGGAAAACGUUGCUUAAAGAAGGAAAGAAGCCAACAGUUGCAUCUUGGACCAAGUAUUGGGCCGUACUGUGUGGUACACAGCUGAUCUACUACGCCGCAAAAUCCCUGAAGGCCACAGAGAGGAAACAUUUCAAGUCCACAUCUACAAAAAAUGUUUGUGUUUUGGGCUGGAUGGUGAUGAUGGCUGAUGAUCCGGAACAUCCUGAUCUUUUUCUGUUAACAGACUCUGAGAAAGGAAACUCUUACAAGUUCCAGGCCGGUAAUCGUGUGAAUGCCAUGUUGUGGUUCAAACACCUUAGCUCUGCCUGCCAAAGCAACAGACAACAGGCUCCUGCCAAUCUGAUGACCUUUGAGUGAUGCGGCACAAAUAUAGACAGUGAUUUAGGAUUGUGGAAUCUACCAAGAAACAUACUUUAUGACAAGGAGCUACAGUUGUCUUGAAGCUUUGAGCCAUACGUCCGCAGGACUCCACAUCCUUUUUUUUGGCAACAGCACCUUAGAGCUAUGAACAAAACAGACUGACAGCCGGAAAUACAAGGCAAGCGCCUGUGCCCGACCAUAUCCGUUAAUAACUAGUGGGGGCAAAAGACCUGCAGACGUGGACAGGAUCAGCCAUGGACCUCAUCUUGAGUUUGCUUAUGUAUAUAUUUAUAUAUACGCAUAUUUUUUUUUCCUGACAGCGUUCACUGAACCAAUCUGUGCAAACCACUGCCUUAAAGACAAACUUUAAAAGAAACUGUGCGUCUUGAACUGUGACACCAAAUACUGCGUGUGCGAGCGAGUGCAUUCACACGGGUGUUACGCACGCCUUUGUGAUUUGAGUUGUGUUUUGUUUUUAACUUUUAUUAACUGUCAAACUCACUGAUUUGGGGAAGGAAACCGAUGGGUCGUGGGAUUUUUUUUUUAUACGAAAAAAGUUUUCUCUGGGAAAACAGGAAAAACAUUCUAGGAAGGACAGUGUUACUGUAGGAUAAACGCUAGUAUUCUAGUUUAGGGUUGUGUGACGUUUCGGGAGGUGUUGGUUGAGGGUUAUGUUCACUGAAGCAUUUGUUGGAAAUCCGAUUCAAAAGAUAGAGCCAGAGAAGGAUGGAAACUACUGAUGCGGAGAGGUCUCUGGAAGGUGUAUCGUACUGGUGCGAGGGCAUGUUGUGUCCUCCUGAAAGCUACAAACACGUGCUUGUUACAGCGGCUGGGGAUUUGGUCUCUUCUGUAGGAAUAUUUGAGACGGUAUCUGUGUCACCCAUUGCUACAUACACAGAAAAAUCCCACUUUUUAUGAAUUGUUUUAGUUUUGUUUACUUUUUCUAACUUAUUCUAACCAAAAGGCGAGUUCACUUUAU
Messenger RNA from Spea bombifrons (plains spadefoot toad), 3347 nucleotides. It is a transcript of the gene RALGPS2, whose product is annotated as Ral GEF with PH domain and SH3 binding motif 2. Gene Ontology annotation, cellular component: plasma membrane. Gene Ontology annotation, molecular function: guanyl-nucleotide exchange factor activity. The transcript has 21 exons. The coding region runs from base 524 to 2365 and encodes 613 amino acids. Lineage: Eukaryota; Metazoa; Chordata; Amphibia; Anura; Pelobatidae. Gene Ontology annotation, biological process: Ras protein signal transduction; positive regulation of GTPase activity. The record is from RefSeq and is a predicted model, not a curated record.